Molecule: messenger RNA, 2282 nt
Organism: Triticum urartu
Lineage: Eukaryota; Viridiplantae; Streptophyta; Magnoliopsida; Poales; Poaceae
Product: protein DETOXIFICATION 54
Biological process (GO): xenobiotic detoxification by transmembrane export across the plasma membrane
Cellular component (GO): membrane
Molecular function (GO): antiporter activity; xenobiotic transmembrane transporter activity
Source: RefSeq, a predicted model, not a curated record
CGAGGACUCUGGAAACUGCAGCGUCUUUCAUGGCAGACCGGUAACGCGUUCGUUCCUACUGAGUACACCGCACGUCUGCGCGGUCACAUUUACAGCCAAAUCCCAAGAGUCGUUCGUAUACAUACAGAUACAGGGGAGGGAAGCGAGCCCUGCCGGAAACGAAACACCAUUCGUCGCUCCCUCGCCUCCCAUCAGCGCGCACUAGUCCUUCCCUGCCUCCUCCUCUUCUCGGGCGCGCGCCGCCUCUGCCUCGGCAACGACAGCAAACACCGGCUAGCCAGCCAAGAAAGAGGCGCCGACAUGGCCAUCCCGCUCCAGGCGAAGAAGCAGCAGGAGAACGGAAGCAAGGGCGGCCAAGGCAGCGACGUGGACGGCGGCGACGACAACCCUUCGGCGGCGGAGGAGCUGCGGGAGCUGUGGCGCAUGGCGGCGCCAAUCACAGCGCUCAACUGCGUGGUGUACCUGCGCGCCAUGGUGUCCGUGCUCUGCCUGGGCCGCCUCGGCCCGCUUGACCUCGCCGGCGGCGCGCUCGCGAUCGGGCUCACCAACAUCACUGGCCACAGUGUGCUCUUCGGCCUCGCGUCCGGGUUGGAGCCGCUCUGCGCGCAGGCCUACGGCUCCCGCAACUACGACCUGCUCACGCUCUCCCUCCACCGCGCCGUGCUGCUGCUCGCCAUCGCCGCCGUCCCCAUCGCGCUGCUCUGGCUCAACGUCGGCCCCAUCCUGGUCGCGCUCGGCCAGGACCCGGCCAUCUCCGCCUCCGCCGCCGCAUACGCCGCGUGGGCGCUCCCGGACCUCGCCGCGCUGGCCGUGCUCCAGCCGCUCCGCGUCUACCUUAGGUCCCAGGGCAUCACCAAGCCCAUGGCCGCCUGCUCCGCCGCCGCCGUCGCGCUGCACAUCCCGCUCAACUUUCUCCUCGUCUUCCGCAUGGGCUUCGGCGUGCGCGGCGUCGCGGCAGCGCAGGCGCUCACAAACACAAACAUGGUGCUCUUCCUGCUCGCCUACGUCCGCUGGGCGGGUGCGUGCGACGACACGUGGAGGGGCUUCGCGCGGCCCGCCGCCGUAGCCAGCGGGCUCGGCGGCCUCGUCCGCCUCGCCGUGCCCAGCUGCAUCGGCGUCUGCCUCGAGUGGUGGUGGUACGAGGUCGUCACCGUGCUCGCCGGCUAUCUUGCCAACCCCACCGCCGCCGUCGGCGCCGCGGGAGUCCUCAUCCAGACAACCAGCCUGAUGUACACCGUGCCCAUGGCGCUCGCCGCCUGCGUCUCCACCCGGGUGGGCAACGAGCUCGGCGCCGGGAAGCCGCGGCGUGCGCGGAUGGCGGCGACGGUGGCGCUGUGGUGCGCAGCGGGCGUGGGCCUCGCGCACGUGGCGUGGACGGCGGCCUUCAGCGCGCAGUGGGUGUCGCUCUUCACCCGGGAGCCGUCGGUGGUGCUGCUGGCGUCGGCGGCGAUGCCGCUGCUGGGGCUGUGCGAGCUGGGCAACUGCCCGCAGACCACGGGGUGCGGCGUGCUGCGCGGCACGGCCAGGCCCGCCGUGGGCGCCCGCAUCAACCUGCUCUCCUUCUACCUCGUCGGCACGCCCGUGGCGGUGCUGCUGGCGUUCGGGCACGGGCCGCUGUCCGGGUUCCGCGGGCUGUGGUACGGGCUGCUGUCCGCGCAGGCCGCCUGCGUGGCUCUGGUGCUGGUCGCCGUCGUGUGGCGCACCGACUGGCGCGUCGAGGCCAUGCGCGCGCGGAAGCUGACCGGCACCGGCGCGGACACGACGGCGACGGCCACCGAGGGGGAGGAGCAGGAGGAGAUGAGGCGCCUCGUGGCGGGCAACGGCCUGGAGGCGGACGUCGACGUGUAGCGAGCCGUUCCUUUCGGUGGAACCACCUAGUUUAGCUCUACGUGCGGUGCAUCGCGGUGACAUGCUAAAAUUAAGCCAGACUAGCCAUUCCACUCGUAGGGCAGGCAUAGCAUAUUGCAGCACCGAGUAGCUGGCUAGCUUUAGUUAUUGUGGUGAGCCACACAGCUCACAGAUUUGCUGCUGCAUGCAUGCUUGCAGCUGGGCCUAAGCGGUGGUGUGUUCGCAUUGAAGUAGUACGGUUGCUGCUUGGAGAAAUGGGCUAGCUAGCUAGCAAGCUAAUCAAGCUAGAGAUCUUGAUCGAGCUAAGCAAGUUCAUUCCAAGUUACACGCACUUCAUUUUCUGUAUGGGCUAAACAAGUUCAUUAGCGCUUGAUUUUGGGAUUAAUGGGGAUGCAUGCAUGCCUUGAAAAAGAAGCAUGGAACCUUUGCAUUUG